Dermacentor andersoni is the source of this 539-nucleotide messenger RNA. NCBI's taxonomy places the organism in Eukaryota, Metazoa, Arthropoda, Arachnida, Ixodida, Ixodidae. The record is from RefSeq and is a predicted model, not a curated record.
AAACUGCUGCCGAAAUGCGGAUUCUAUUGUGCAUCGGUUUCGUGAUCCUGUCAAGUAUUUCUCACCAUCGAUCCAAAACGUCCUACCACGAAGCUCGUUGCCAGUGCACAACAAGCGACAGCAGUGUCGUACGUGGCCAUGGAAUAGAGUUCAGCGGUUAUUCCGGGCAACAAGCAGCACUGAUCAAGUUUGCGACGUGGAGCUUUUCGUUGAUGACUUACGAAAUGUUAAUAAUGAUUCCGUGCAACCAGUCCUGCGAAGGGAAAGGAAAUUUGCCCGAUGGAUCGGUUUGUUAUGUUAUUUGCCAAAGCUGGAGUGGCCCAGCAAAGGCAGUCCCGGAGGAAACAUGCGAAUUGUGUGGGACAUGCCAAAAUGGCGAAUGUGUCCACAAAGACCCGUGUAAAAACAUCGGACGCUGAUGCAGCAGCAUGGUAUCAAGUACUCUGGUUCGGCGUAUACCUCAUCCUCACAUAGCACAUUUGUUGCGGCAAUCUGGUUUAUGUGUCACUUUUCCAAUAAAUAUGCACAUUUUCCCUGGG